Messenger RNA from Seminavis robusta, 472 nucleotides. The record is from the annotation of a GenBank genome assembly. NCBI's taxonomy places the organism in Eukaryota, Bacillariophyta, Bacillariophyceae, Naviculales, Naviculaceae.
AUGAUCCCCUCUACGCUCUCCAAGGCUAGUAGGCCGCUGGCCAUUCAAGCUCAAAGACGCCACUAUGUGGGUUGGUUGAAAAAGAACAAGUUUGUGGAAGAAUGGAAUGGAAGACGAGAAAUUACCGAAAAGACAUUCAAGGCCAAGUAUGCCAAUUUUCAUUACUUUUUGUUCUUUGGGUUUGGUGCUCCUGCGGGAGUCUACUUUUGGAGUCGGUCUGAAAUGCAUAACAAGGGUGAUCGAAGGUACCAGGAUGUCUUGUAAUGGAUCAAGCAAGACAAAGGAAAUGAAGAUGUUAGUUUGAGUGCUCCUGGUUCCAAACCUCUUGGCAACCCUUCAUUUCCUACUGGUUCUCCAGCUCAACAUCACAUCUGGAAGCUGGCUAGCCAGUACUUUACUAGCUAGUUUGCUGCUGAUCAGCCACUCAAAAGCAAGUAAGAUGAAUAAUCAAUUGAAACAUAUUUGUAUGCAA